This is a messenger RNA of Linum trigynum, 8000 nucleotides long. Lineage: Eukaryota; Viridiplantae; Streptophyta; Magnoliopsida; Malpighiales; Linaceae. The record is from the annotation of a GenBank genome assembly.
AACCGUGCGCAAGACAUGUUUCAACUGAUGGAAUUUGACAAACAUAAUUGCACCCACAUAAAUGACAAAGCAAGAAUGGCUUGAAAAUUGACAAACACCUGGACAAAAGGUACAGAUAAAAGGAAAAGGAAGAUUGGAAACCUAAACCGUACAGCCGAAGCAUAAUGGCUCUCAUACGCAGAGCUUGGCGCACAGAUGCAGCGGAAAUAAAAUACGUAAGCGAAAAUCAUCUAUUCAUGUAAACCUAAGGCUCUGAUACCACAUGUAAACAUAAAUCAUAAUAGCAUGGAUCUUAGAAUUAGAUGAUUUCACGAAUCGAUAAUAGAUCGGGAAAACCUACCUCGAUCCAUGACGAGAGCGGCGGCGGCGCUGGAGUAGUAAUCACCGGAAUUGAGUUUCUCCCUCUUGACCCCUUUAGGUUUUAGGUUUAGAGAUUUCUGUGAUGGCUAAGAAAUUCUACGUAAUGGGUUGAGAGAGGACCAAUCCUAGAGCUUCUUUAUAUAGACCCACCAUCAGGAUAUAUUAGGAAUUUUCCUUUCAUUAACCUAAUCAAUAUAGGAUUUACCUUAUAUAUUAAAUCAUUAAGUGAUAAUUACACUUGGGCCACAAUUAUUCCCUAGUGACCUACGGGAAUUGGGCUUACAGGUGGGACAUGAUUUGUCCCCUUUUUGACAUGCCCAAACGCUCAUACUAUCUUUUCAUCUAUGUAACACUCAAACCUUAGUUUACAAAACCAUAUCAUAUAAGACUACGACAAGCGCCAUCACCUUCUAUUCUCUUGGCAUUUUCCCAUGGAUGAAUUGUGUGAAAUACUUGAUAGGCAUAAAUUUUAUUCCCCCCAAGUUGUAAUCAAUCUCUUUGCUUCGUUCAUCUUUAUUUUUGGUACACCAACAAGAUUCUCUUGAUUCAGGCAUUGAGAUCAUAGAAGUAUGUCUUACAUGGGUGUAGUAUCUCUUGUUGGAUCAAAGCUUCAUAUUGUUCAAGAAAUUGAGGCAUCUUGAUGUCAAACGAGAAACAAUCGUAACAGGGAUCCCAAGAAUUCAUCAUGUCUUAUAUUAACUCGUGAGGGAAUAGGACAUAUAACUAGAUUGGAAAGCUGUAAUUAGUAUCAUAGCAGUAUAACAACUACCUAUUUAGCCUUUACUUCCAUAUAACAGGCUAUGGUAUUACUGUUAUAUAACGAUACUUAUUCUUCUCGCAUGCAAGACUGCAACCAAGGGCAAACACCAUGGCAAGCAUCUCUCUCCUAGAAAGCCUUUUAUCUUUAACGGACGAUUUCUCUUUCAUUUUAAGUCGAAAUUUAAAUUUGUUUGCACAAAUAAAUCAGAUUAAAUGUGCUCUCCAAAAUGAUAUUCACUUUGAUAUAUUUUUGGAACAAAAAAUAUUGAGCCAUUUUUUAUCAGUCUAUACCAUAUGAUAUUGAUUGGUAUUGAAAUAAGACCAUACAUAUGGUUUGAAAAGCGUACGAUGGUGGUAUGAGCAAACCAAGACUGUAGGAUGAUUGAAUACAUGAUAGUUGAAGUAUAUUAACUGUCAUUUACGACUUUUAACAUUGUGUACCACAAGAUACCACCUCGUACCAGGGUGGUAUUGUGUGGCAUUUUUUUGCUCGUAAUUUGUUCACCCAAAAAUUUGUAGAUCCAAUAGAUCAUGAACUCGUUCCUUCUGUGCAAACGUUUUCAAAAACGAAUUAAAAACGACGAAGAUAUCAUAUGGUAUGCAGUUGGUAUCGAGAGGCAAGAAAUUUUUUUUCUAAACAAAAAUUGAAAAUAAAUAUCGUUUUGUAGAGCACAAUGAAAUCGUUUCAUCUGUGAAAAAUAAUUGAAAUCCGAGUUAAAACGAAGAAGAUAUGAGCCAAUUAAGAAAGCUAGGGAAAAUAAAUAUGACAUUUAAUUCUUCAUCCUUAUAUCUGGAUUUUCUAAAUUAAAGGUCUAAAUUUAGUUAUUGAUGGGUGCAUAACCCAUGGAUAUGCACCCUAUCUUGAGUUAUUAUAUCACAUCCAUUUACAAGCAAUUAAUGUCACCUUCUUUUGUGGUAAUUAUGAUGUUUGCUUUGGACCAAAUCAUCAUGUAUCCUAUUAUAACAUGACCUAAUUAGUAUAAUAAUCAUAUCGAUCCGCACAUAAAAUACAAUCUCAACACAUAAAAUAUAAUAAUAAUUCUUGUUCUUUUAUGUGUCACGAUUAUUGUUUCUUCAACUUUUGUGUUGCACACACUUUCGCGAGUAAGUCUUGAGUGUACGUGGGCAUCGGGCCGUGCCGCCCACGAACUAGCACCGCACGGUUAAAACACGACAUGAGUAUGGGCACGAAAUAAAUGGGCCAGCCCGGUACGAGCACGAAUAAUUUAUGGGCCGUGCCGGGUCUAAACUUCAUGGGCACGGGUACGAGCACGGCACGGUAUAUAAGUGAGUCGUGUCGGGCCUAAUAUUUUCGAGACUUUAUUGAGUAUAAGAACGGACAUGGAACAAAAAUAAUAUUUAUUUGAUAGAAAAUAAAUAUAAAAGAAUUAUAGGUUCAAAUAUUACAAAACACAAGUAGAAAAAUAAUUAUUUGUUGUUGUUUGAAGUGUCAUAAAGAUAUAUACAUAAUUACUAACAUAAGUAAAAAUGGACAAAGAAUUAAGCAAAGCCAAAUCACACUCGCUAUACUUCCAAUUUUCUUUUCCCCCUUAUUUGUUACUUUUCUCAAACAUUAUCGGUUAAUACUAUCUUCUUCCGUCCAAUUUUCACCUUCUUUUUCAUUCUCUCUUUUGUUUUCGUACUUUUCAUUAAACACGAAUAGGAACGACACGAUUCGAACCGUGCCCGGGCCUAGGCCGGACCUAGCAAAGUUAACAAAUGGGUUUGCAUGGCACGACGCGAAAACUAACGGGCCGUGCCAAGCACGGCACGAAAUAAAUGGCCUCGAAGCGUGCCCAUGUCAUGCCGCCCAAGCACGGCCCAGCGCCCAUGUACAGUCUUGAGCGAAAAUCAUUUGAUUCAUUCUAAAAAAUUAAUUGUGCCUUCAUUGUCCAUUAUACUAUUAUUUGGUGAGUUCAUAUAUUAAAGAGAGUUAUUUGCACUAAUCCCCAAUUCUUGUUCACCUAGACACGUUUGACUGUUCACCUAGACUAAAAUGACUAUUCAUUUUGUUCCUAUUGGCUUAUGCUCUGGGCUGGGCCCACCUUGAGUAGCUCUCGAUUGUGGACGUUUUUGUCGUUUCUGUGCCGCCGUUUCGCAGAUGGUUGCAGGCCCUUUUUCUUCCUCCUUCCGUUUGCGAUGAAAACCGAAUCGGCCUCAAAUGGGCGGUCAUCUCCUCUAAAGAUUUCUUGGUGGUGAUGUCGAGGCUUGGAGAGUAUACUUGUUGUGUCAGGCCAGGAGCUUUGAGAUGAUGGCGAAGCUUUGAUGUUGCUUUGUCAGGCCAGAAGAGACAGACCGCAGAGAAGGGUCAAUUACCCAGGCCAGAAGAUAACCUCACUUUCUCUAUUUCUUUCUUUCCACUCUUUUUUCCACGCCUCUCUCUGCUUUUGCUUCUCUCAUCUCCUUUUCGGAAACCAGUCGUGCUUGAAGCAAUCAACUAGCGCAUUUGAGAGGCGGAGAGUAAUCGGACGGUGGCACAGAUCCGAAGAAAGACAGAGAUAGAGAAAGAGAGAACCAGGUGAACAAAAUAAUUUCCUCUUUCGCUAUCUUUUAUGCUCUGGUUUCCCUCUCUAGCUUUGGUUUUCGAUCUAACCUUCUCUUUUGUGGUCGUUGUUUGCAUGUUCUCCCCUCUGCAAUCGAUUCGUUGUUUCAGUGCUUACUGUCGCCACCGACGUUGAGGGAGAAAGAAGAAUAAGUUGAGGAGACGAUGACCAUGCCUACCCUCAAUUUCUCUUUCAUCAAUUGGAUUUUAUUUGGAGAAAGCUUUAAUCAAAUUUUUUCUCCCCUUCUCGGUUUCAGAUUCAUCUUAGCGAGCACUGAAAUCCGAGAGGAGAUUGAAAAGAUCGGUCAGGUCCCGAAAGGCAUGAGUUGAUUCCCGACAUCGGAGCAAGAGGGUAUUGGGACUUUCAUCGUCAACGAUGACGUUUGUGGUGGGAAACUGAGAGGCCACGAGAGGACGUAUGUCGGGAGAUGAAUCGGAGGUGGCACAGAUACGCAAGGUCCGUCAGAAUCGUUGAGACCGUCAGCGUAUCGCCAGAUUCCUCUCUCCGACGUGAGAAAGCAGCGACGAGGCGAUCCAUACCAAGCAUUUUCUUGAAGAAGAUGGAUCUCUCUAACGAAAUGGAGAAUGUGAAGCUGUGCAUCCGAAUCUGGCCCGAGGAAUCCCUAAUGAGGUCGAGUGGGUGAUUGGAGUUUCAAACGACACAGUUAACUGUUGGUGGCUCAUGGUGGAGGUGACGAACCCAUAUCAACCAAAUAGCAAAGGAAUCAGAGGUCCUGUAAGCAAUGGUCCCUCUGGUUUUUUGUGUUUUUGUUUGUUAAUCCAUUGUUUUGUUCCUUGCCAAUUUGCUAUGCUUUCAGCUAGGUUUCUUUGGGUUCUCUCUAAGAUGACAUUAUUUAGUCUCUCUUUAGGAAGUUGUGGGUAGACUUGGCUGAUGGGAUCUACUAAUUGGAAUAACAAUGAAGAUUCGUGGUGUGACGAGGUGCUCGAAGCCUUUCAAAGGGUUCUCCUCAACAAUCUCAAUUGCAUGAUGCAGUAGAAACCUUGGAUCUCAUGAAGACAACCAGGUUUAUUCAUCAUGGAUUUUUUUUUGGAAAUUUGCUAACAGAGGCUUUUUUACUUUUCAAAUGACCAUUUUUAGCAGGCUUCUGAUGAGUUUUCUUAAUUUUCUUACAAUUCCAUUAAUCAUCCAGUAUUGAUCCUUUAGAGGAGAUUCAGGUGUCGAGUUCAGCAAUAAAAGUUGUUGGCCAGGGGUGUCUGUACAUUCAAACUCUUGCAGGGGAUUGGGCUGCUAGGGAAGCAACUUUAUGUUGCAGCUUCAUUAUCUCUACAAAAGAUGGUGAGACGAUAAAACACAACACCAAACUGCGACCAAGUGUAAUCGCAGUCCAGAAAUGCAGUAACAGGCAAGCUCUAAUUGUCAACCCGGGGUCUAGAUCUACUGCCUACUCCGUGAAUAUCUAUUAUCUAGCAAACUAAGUCGAGUGAUUGUGAUUUUAACUAAAAGUAGUAAGAAAGCAGGAAAUGGUUCGGUUUUCUAAAGCAAGGGAAGAGUCACUUGGGAAUGAGUUCCCUUACCUCCUUAGUUAGGUCACAUUUGUAAUUACCCUGGGUUGAUUAACUAUUGAUUAAACUGCGGAAUAUCCGACAGUAGCUUGGAAUCUCUUAAGCUGACCAAGCCUUCUCAGUCCAACUACCCGGCAGACGACUAGUCUUCCCUGGGAUUGAAAGCUGGGGCUAUGAACGCAAAACUCCACAACUGGAAUUGGAUUCCAGUACAAAGCAGCAAAUCGAUUAACUCUCGUAUAAUCAAUCUACCACUACCGAUUGAUGAAGCUCUAGCAACCUAAUCAGAUUCUAUCUAUCUCAGGUUGCAGCAGGGUUUCAAUUGUGAGAAAUACACUCCAAAUAGCUCCUAGGGUUUGUUCUUCGCACUUUCUGUCUCUAAAUCUCUGUUUUUGCUCCAAAAAGUCGAUUCCCUCUCCUUUGGCUCGAAUCUGCAUCAAAAAACCGAUUCUGGGUGAAAUACUGGCUGAAUUACGGUCGUAAUCAUGGUCUGCCCGCAAUUCACCCAAAACGCGCGUUUCACUAAACUCUGAGGAAGGUCAUUACGGUCGUAAUUACCCAAUUACUGCCAGUAUUUAAGUAAUUACGACCGUAAAUGAGUCCACUCUUGCCCGUAAUUUGCUCUGCGACAGGAAUUCUCAGGGAUUUAGGCUCGGCAUUGCAUUUACGGGCAUGACAGAAGCAAUUACGCCCGUAAUUGGGCAGGGGCUGCCCGUAAUUCUUCCUUCGCUCCUAUUUAAUGCUUCGUUUCUCCCUCGUUCGGACUCCGAAUCAAUCGUCGUUUGAACGCAGACGCUCGUAGUCUCGUCCUCUUCCUUUUCAUGACAAACUUACAUGAUUAUUUUUCCAUAAAAUGAGUUAGGAAUCCAUUAUUCCACAAGCCAUGCUCGUGUUUCUUCUCCCGAAUUGCCAAAUGAAUUCCGAUUGACUUGAAACUUGCGCCAUUGCUUCAAUUUACAUGCUAGGACGUCAAAUGUGACAAAGGAACACAACCUAGUGUAAAAUAGUCCAAGAAAUAAAAAAAUCUCUAGCCAAAAUGAUGAAGAAACGAGGUUGCAAACAUGUGCAAAUACGAUGUUAUCAAAUUCCCCCACACUUAACCGUUUGCUUGUCCCCAAGCAAACCAAGUCAGAUACAAGGAAAACUCAACACAUUUCAAUCAUGAAAUCCUUGGGGACAUAUCAUAUAGGCACGAAACACGAGAAUCAUACUGGCUUUUAGACAUCAACACAUGAACAACUUCAAUAGAAACCUGGACGACCACCACAGAGGACAUUCGAGUGCACCAAAAUCGGGUAAAGGAAGAGUCUCCCUUCUGUUCACCAACCAGCCUAGACUUGACUCAACCACUUAUUCAAGACAAUCAUCUCAUGCAUAAAACUCAAGACAUCAAAACCAAGACCGAGCCAUCUAGGUCCUCACCGGGGUAAAGAGUGUAAAGAACAAGGAAAUGAAUCGCUCACUCUCGACCAGUGGGGUCAGGACAAUUUGAUGCGAAAAAUGCACAUACUUAUUCUCUCAAUCCCUAACGUCUCUUCACCAUGACGGCAGCCUCUAAAUGUUAGCGUUCACAUAAAUGGGUGUCAUCACUAACUAAUCCGGAGGUCUUAGACACAGGUUCAGAUGACUGGCUAGGGUUUUGGACAUGGGUAAAAGGCCUUUUAGGUAGUGGAAGUAUUCAUGGCACAAGGUUCCACAAUUCCCAACCCAACACAAUCACAGUCAAUCAAACCACUUACUUUCUUUCUGCCAUUCUGCAUUACUCACAUUCUCUAGAGCACAAGAGCAAAGGAGGUCACAUAAAUGUUAGUAUUUCCAAGCCAGACUGCUAAGAAACACUACUUAAUGGGCAAUAUUUAGAUUUUUGGUGAUGACUCUCUUUUGCUUUCAUUCAUCUUUUUUUUUUUCUUUUUUUUUUCAUUACUUGAGAGAACCACCACCUAUGCACAUUUUUGAAACACAUGCCCAACUUUUUAAGAACUACAUCCAACCCUCACAUCAUUUUUAGCAUAAACAGCAGAGAACAUGUAAAAACCACUCCGUGGAACCUUCUAAGAUAUGCAAAAGGGUGAUUUUCCAUUAUAAACCGAAAGAAAGAAAGUGACACGGCUCAAAGGGGCUGACUAGGGGGUAUGACACACCAUGCCAGUCAAUUUGGUCGUGGGCUAUUCAUAUGCCUCCAUUAUCUUAGCUAGUGACAACGUGAAUGCUACACAUCAUGGAAGAGGGGUCUAUCGCACAAGAAAGAAACGAGCAGGCUCAAAUCUCACAUGGCUACCUAUAUGCUCUAUCUCUCAUUCUGAUUCCCUGAACUAGAUGCAUAAACGACUGUCAAGAACAAGUGAUAAAUCCAAGUAACAUUUGGUAAGCAAACAGUUAAAAAACUGAACCCCUUACACAACUCUACUACACGUCUCAGUCAUCAUUAUAGGUCGUCCUAGUCACAAUCCAGUUGUCAUGCAUUAAUUCGAAAGUCAUUCAAUUCACCAAUUAAAUCCACAGUGCCAAUAUGAUCAAGCAAACAGCAGUGCUUGGAGCCCUCAAAUCUCGAGAUUUGGACAGCGGACUAGGCCCCAAGCGCCCAUAUAUAUAUUCCAAUGAAUACAAAGACCCCCCCCCCCCACACACACACUUAAAUUCGACAUUGCCCUCAAUGGAGCAGAGGGAAAGAUAAGGGGAACGAUGUUACCGGAAGGAAAGACUGCCGGGGGACUGGAAGUGGAGCACUCAGCGGGGCUAGCAUCAGCAAAACACACUGGGUGAUAGAAACCAUAGUUCCAAGUGGACAAACCAAAAAUAAACGAAAGGAAAACAU